AUGAAUCCCAUCAUCCAUCCGGUUUUUGAGCCCAAAACUGGCUCGUGGCAAUACAUAGUAGCCUGUCCUAAGACGAAAGACUGUGCCAUAAUCGACCCUGUACUUGAUUUCGACCUAUUGCAUUUCACGAUCAACACUGAGGCAGCCGAUUCCCUCAUCGACGCCGUGCGAAAGGAAGGGUACAACGUUACCCAUAUCCUUGAAACACAUAUCCACGCGGACCACCUAUCAGCAGCAUACUAUAUUCAAUCCACCCUCUGGACUCAAGGCCAGCCGCAUCCCCUAAGCUGCAUCGGAGAGAACGUGACAAUCGUGCAACGAUAUUUUGCGAACAGAUACAACAUCCCAGAACGAGAACUGCAAAACUGUUUCGACCACCUUUUCCGUUCCGAUGAAGUCUUCAAAAUCGGCGAGUUGACUGUGAUGUUCAUGGAUUUACCAGGCCACACACCAGAUCAUGGAGGAUACAAGAUUGAAUCGAAUGUCUUUGUUGGGGACACAGUCUUCAAUCCUGACGUUGGAAGUGGUCGGUGUGACUUUCCUGGUGGAGAUGCAAAAGUUCUAUGGCAGUCUUUGCAGCGAUUGCUAAGCUUGCCACCAGAAACUCGGCUGUAUGUUGGGCACGACUAUCCUCCCAAUGAUGAAGCUUCUGCUCGAGAUCCGGUGUCAUUCAUGACUGUUGAAGAACAGAACAAUCUGAAUAAGCAUCUUAAACACGGGGUGAAGAAGGAGGACUUCAUCGAAUUUAGAAAUCGGAGAGACUAUGAUAUUCCUGAACCGGAAUUGAUCCACCAGGCAAUGCAGGUGAACGUUCGGGGUGGGAAAAUGCCAGGGAAGUCCCAUAAUGGGAAGGCAUUGAUGCAGGUCCUUGUAAAUGUUCCAAAAGUUUUGCUAACAGGCUAA
This is a messenger RNA of Penicillium angulare, 903 nucleotides long. Its product is annotated as MBL fold metallo-hydrolase. The record is from RefSeq and is a predicted model, not a curated record. The transcript has a single exon. Gene Ontology annotation, biological process: glutathione metabolic process; hydrogen sulfide metabolic process. Gene Ontology annotation, molecular function: sulfur dioxygenase activity. NCBI's taxonomy places the organism in Eukaryota, Fungi, Ascomycota, Eurotiomycetes, Eurotiales, Aspergillaceae. Bases 1 to 903 code for a protein of 300 amino acids.